Chrysochloris asiatica (Cape golden mole) is the source of this 744-nucleotide messenger RNA. Its product is annotated as syntaxin-binding protein 1-like. The record is from RefSeq and is a predicted model, not a curated record. Gene Ontology annotation, molecular function: syntaxin binding. The transcript is spliced from 8 exons. The annotation marks the transcript as partial. Gene Ontology annotation, cellular component: plasma membrane; secretory granule. Gene Ontology annotation, biological process: intracellular protein transport; vesicle-mediated transport; neurotransmitter secretion. NCBI's taxonomy places the organism in Eukaryota, Metazoa, Chordata, Mammalia, Afrosoricida, Chrysochloridae.
GGAAUACAAAGACAAUGCCUUGCUGGCUCAGCUCAUCCAGGACAAGCUCGAUGCUUAUAAAGCCGAUGAUCCAACAAUGGGGGAGGGCCCAGACAAGGCACGCUCCCAGCUUCUGAUCCUGGACCGGGGCUUUGACCCCAGCUCCCCGGUACUUCAUGAACUGACUUUCCAGGCGAUGAGUUAUGACUUGCUGCCUAUUGAAAAUGAUGUGUACAAGUACGAGACAAGCGGCAUUGGAGAGGCACGGGUGAAGGAGGUGCUCCUGGACGAGGAUGACGAUCUCUGGAUAACGCUGCGUCACAAGCACAUCGCCGAGGUGUCCCAGGAGGUCACUCGUUCUCUGAAAGAUUUUUCUUCUAGCAAGAGAAUGAACACUGGAGAGAAGACCACUAUGCGGGACCUGUCCCAGAUGCUGAAGAAGAUGCCCCAGUACCAGAAAGAACUCAGCAAGUAUUCCACCCACCUGCACCUUGCUGAGGACUGUAUGAAGCAUUACCAAGGCACCGUAGAUAAACUCUGCCGAGUGGAGCAGCCUCUUAAUUGUCCCUCAGCCACUGUAGGCCCCCUUCCGCCUGAGGGCCUUCGCACCCUGCUGGUGUAUUCUUUGGACUCUGCUGAUUCUUUCCAAAGCUUCUACAGUCCCCACAAGGCUCAAAUGAAGAAUCCUAUACUGGAGCGCCUGGCAGAGCAGAUUGCAACUCUGUGUGCCACCCUGAAGGAGUACCCAGCUGUGCGGUACCGGGG